AUGGGCUGGUUCCCAGCGAAAUUAGACUCAGAAGAGUCCCAAUGGCAUUUUGAGAUUCUCAUUCUUCUCGCUGUCAUUGGCAGCUCCGCCACUCAAAAACACAUGCCCGCCAUCACGGCGUCAGCCUUCGGCCUAUUUCCUCGCCUUUUGCCAGCACCCGAAGCCCUCCUCGAUACUAGGCGACUGCAUCGUCUACCCUCAGCUCCAAAUGUCGACGUUGUUGGCGUACAUUCUGGUACCGUUCUUACAGAACUAAACUACUUUGCCACUCUACUGCACAAAAUCGAAGAUGUCAAACCAUUUGAAUUCCGAUCCUGCGUAAUCGAACACAACUUCGGCGAUGAUCGGGAAAAAGGCAAACCAAACAGACCUCUCCGCAUCAAAACUAUGUCCCUACUGAACGUAGUUACAAUUGUGUCGAUUUUCAUGUCGGUGGGUCUCUUGGUCUUCGCCGGUGUAAUCCACGACGGCGUAGCGCUGGUUGGCGUCAGCACCAUGGCCCUGUCCACUAGUGCCGCUAGUCUGUCCGCCUACUGGUAUCCAAAGCUAUCUGAGCGCGACGGGGAUGCCAAGAUGCCUCCUGGAGAUGUGGUGAUUCGCACUCGUGGAGGGGGGUUCAUUGUCGUCCGCGGUGAUGAGUAUGUGAUCCGAGAACUGUACACGGGGAUGGACUCCUGCCAGUAUAGAUAUCCGGACAAAGUGCGGCAGGUCUUCCUGGCUAUGAGCACACUUUUCUUGAUGACAUCGGUGAUUAUGUUCAGCAAUAGCAGCGAGAAGAUCCAGAUCGCCGUCGGUGCUGCGUAUUUCAUCCUGAACAUUCUUUACUGGGGGUUGGCAUUGCUGGUGGAACCUCGUGAUGUCUGGGAUAUGAGCAGGUAUGAUAUCAAGAACGCCGUAUUUAAAGAGACUAGUAAUUAUACGGAAGUGCUAUGGUUGGCCAUUUUUGAGACCAAGUCGAUUGACUGGGUGAGGAGGGCAAACAUAGCACCGAAAACAGGCCCCUGGGAUGAAUGGCUACGGGAAGCAUUCCAGAACGCUCAGAGCAAUAAAAGCGACUGGCCGGCAGUUACCAGAAAAAAUGUAAUAAUAGGGGAGCAUUCGCCUGAGCCUUCACGUCUGGAUGAGAAGGGGGUACUCUCCCAGGAAUGA
Aspergillus pseudonomiae is the source of this 1149-nucleotide messenger RNA. RefSeq lists its product as uncharacterized. The record is from RefSeq and is a predicted model, not a curated record. NCBI's taxonomy places the organism in Eukaryota, Fungi, Ascomycota, Eurotiomycetes, Eurotiales, Aspergillaceae. The transcript has a single exon. Bases 1 to 1149 code for a protein of 382 amino acids.